AUGAUACGACGACAAGUUCGCGAGCGUCGCGAAUAUCUCUACCGAAAGGCACAGGAAUCACAGGAACGCCAGACAUGGGAGCGCAAGCAAAAACUCAAAGAUGCGCUCGCGGCAGGAAAGCUCGUCCCAGGAGAGAUGAGGAAGGAUGCAGAGAAGCUGGGAAAGGAUCUGAUGUUCGAUCAGUCGCAGACAGAACCGGAGAACCACGUCGACAGCGAGUACUCUCGAGCAGGCAUCCAAGAUCCUAAAAUUGUUAUCACCACCUCCCGCGAUCCCAGUUCCCGACUGCAACAGUUCGCCAAGGAAAUGCGUCUCGUAUUCCCCAACGCACACCGUAUAAACCGAGGAAACUACGUCGUCUCCGAGCUUGCUACCGCCUGUCGAGCAAACGACGUGACGGACCUUCUGAUCCUACACGAGCACCGAGGGACGCCUGACGCGCUCAUCGUCUCCCAUUUUCCGCACGGGCCAACUCUCUUCUUCACCCUGCACAACGUUGCUCUACGACACGAUAUUGCGGCUUAUGGGCAGAGCACCGUCAGCGAGCAGUAUCCACAUUUGGUUUUCGAAGGCUUCUCGAGCCCGCUAGGGAAUAGGGUCAUGGAUGCCCUGAGAUACCUCUUUCCGGUCCCGAAGGAUGACAGUAAGAGGGUAAUGAGCUUUGUCAAUGAGAGCGACUUCAUCUCCUUCCGACACCACGUCUUCGUCCGCACGUCACACAAGUCUGUCGAGCUAGCCGAAGUCGGGCCCAGGUUCGAGAUGAAACCAUACGAGAUCCGUCUUGGUACUAUCGAGCAGAACGAAGCUGAGAAGGAGUGGGUGUUGACCCAUUAUACGCGAACGGCGAAGAAGCGACGCCAGCUCUGA
Molecule: messenger RNA, 867 nt
Organism: Dacryopinax primogenitus
Lineage: Eukaryota; Fungi; Basidiomycota; Dacrymycetes; Dacrymycetales; Dacrymycetaceae
Product: Brix-domain-containing protein
Exons: 6
Coding region: 1-867 (288 amino acids)
Biological process (GO): rRNA processing
Cellular component (GO): nucleolus; Mpp10 complex; small-subunit processome
Molecular function (GO): rRNA primary transcript binding; snoRNA binding
Source: RefSeq, a predicted model, not a curated record